Molecule: messenger RNA, 618 nt
Organism: Protopolystoma xenopodis
Lineage: Eukaryota; Metazoa; Platyhelminthes; Monogenea; Polystomatidea; Polystomatidae
Source: the annotation of a GenBank genome assembly
AUGACCUGGAUAUUUUUUAUUUUAAUAAAAACGCGAAUUGACGUCACUAAGUGUAAAACACAUGUCCAAGGCCACUACACCUUUUAUUUCAUUCUUUUUUUUCAACAGAAAAGUCCCUAUCUAAAACUCCGAUUCGCCUACCUUGAGCACACAGACCCGAUUUCGGUGAAUCAUAGUACUCCAGGACGGCACUUCUGCGCUGGCGAGCACUUCCCGCUCGCAAAUUCACGAGUCUUCCUACAGACGCACAUCGGUAUUGUCUGUCAACGCGUUAUUAUCGUAUCAGACUUACGUGCGGGACUAGCUGCGCCUAUGCUAAUCUGGCUAUCAAAUUCAAUUAAUGUUCUUCAAAAUUCACCAUCUCUUCCCCAUACCAUCUCUCAUAUUAAUACUCAAAGGAAUGAUAGGCCAGUUUGUCUGUUUCAGGGCAUGGCGACACAUUUCAACUGCGAAGCAGACAGCCUUGAAAUAACUGAGGAGGACUUAAAUUUAGGGACUGAAGCGUUUGCUGAAGCAGAGCUAAGGGCUAAAUUGCGGAGUGGAAUUCGACCACAGCGCAUUUGUCCCUGUCGUGACGGGCUUCCCGGCCAGACCUCAUUGUGCAAUGAUUGUCUCUAA